Molecule: messenger RNA, 3860 nt
Organism: Closterium sp. NIES-67
Lineage: Eukaryota; Viridiplantae; Streptophyta; Zygnematophyceae; Desmidiales; Closteriaceae
Source: the annotation of a GenBank genome assembly
AUAGUAGCGAAGAACCACCGUGCUUUGAUAUUGCCGCAUUGAACGCACGCACUGUGUUUCGCCGCAUUUCACCUCAGUAGCUUUCUUUUUGCCACUUCAACGAGAGGUUCUCGUUCAAUCCAGUGCUUAUGCGAAUGAAUCUCCGAGAAUCAUAGACUCUGUAGACUCCGAGAAUCAUAGACUCUGUAGACUCCGAGAAUCAUACUCUGUAGACUCCGAGAAUCUCGUUCGAAGUUUCGAACUUCUUGCGGCAAGUCGCCAGUCGGUCGCAUGGCUGAGCAGGCCCAAUUUUUGCAGACGGGGGAGAAAGACUCGUCAGAGCAUUUAUCAAUAGUAGUGGAGCCACGAAAUGGCGAUAAUGCAGCGGCUGUCGUCACGACAACGGUCGUUGUCGAGACGAUAAGCCGCGGUGUGGGCGGAUCGCAUACAGAGCGCGACGAAUCUGAAAGGUUUCUGACAGGUAACGGCGUCGACGCCGUCGCAACUGUCGCCGGCGAGGCGUCGCACAGCCAGUUGAAGACGAACCCGCCGCACCGGCGGAGUCCACGGCGAGAUCAUGACGGCAAAGCGUCAAGUGACACGUCAGCAGACGGUCAAAUCAUGAAACGGAAAGGGCUGUAUGGCACCGGCAGUUCCGACGUUCGAUGCUUUGAGAUCGACUCGUCCAUGUCGAUGCUUUGCGGCCCGGGCAACAAAGUCGCAGACGAACCCAGCGACGACGAUGGCGACGACGAUGGCGACGACGAUGGCGACGACAGCAGUUCGCGACGAAAUCGGAUCGCGAAAUCCCUUGCAAAAGGUAGCGGAAGCGCAAGCGCAAGCGGAAGCGGAAGCGGAAGCGCACGCGCAAGCGGAGUGGGAAAGGACGGGAGGACAUCGAGAAGAGGCCCUCUCACGCGGAUCGAGGAGCCAAUCCGCGUGCGACGCGGGGACUUCGACCUUAGGAGAGAGAACCACUACGUGAUCGUCAUUCACGGAACGUUCGACGCGCCGCCGGCCGACGGCGCGGCGACGUGGUACCAGCCGCCGGCGCCCGGCGAGCAGAACUUCUGCCGCAAGCUGAGCCGGCUGCUGGCGGGGGGACCCAUCGGGGAGGACGCCAUCUGGCGCGAGCUGCCGUGCUCCGCGCUCCCGGGAAUACCGUACCCGUUCCACUGGGACGGCACCAACACGCACGCCGGCCGCGUCACCGCUGCGAUGAAGCUGCACACCAUGAUCGACCAGAUCGCUCAGAACGACCCCGCGGCUCGGAUCCACUUAGUGGCGCACUCCCACGGCGGCAACGUGCUGCUCAAGACAGUAGAACUGUACAUGGCGAAGCUGGGCCGGCGGCAGAAGGACGAGUGGCAUCCGGCAGUGGCGGAGAGGUUUUGGGCGGCGCACCGGCAGAGCUACGAGCUGAUCAAGAAGUGGCGGCGAAUCGACCUGCGCGGGUCGUGGUGGCGCUUCUUCCCCCUCCUCAUCGUGUUCCGGCGAUUCAAUGGCCGGCCAGCAGCCAAAGGAAAGGAGUGGUACCCGUGGGCGUACCACCAGUGGCUGGACUCGCUUCUCGGGCUGCCGGCGGUGCGGCAGCGGCGCUUCCUGGCCUUCCGCCACGCCACGUCGCCCAUCACCAACGCCCUCGGCGCCCUCGUGUUCCUCGGCACGCCCUUCUACAUCAAGAAGUGGCAGAAGAACGGGCUGCUGUGGUUCGCGGUGUCAACGAUGAUGUCCGUGGUCAUCAUGUACAUCUUCAUCAUCGCCUACACGUCCUUCUGGCAGAUCGUUGUGCUGCUGAUCGCCGGCAGUCCGCAAGACUUCUACUCGCAUUCUGCCCCCAACUUCCUCAUUGCAACGGGGAUCAUGCUUCUUGUCUUGGUCAAGCAAAUCAUGGAUGCUGUGGGCAACACGGUGUUUUACAGUGGCAAUCUCUACCACAACCCCACCUUCGACUGGUCGCCUGCCAUGUCUGCCCUUGUCAUUCAUGCCGGAAAGCUGGACGAGGCCAGUCUAGCCCUGUCCAUGGAGCCAAUCACGCGCGCCUACGUCUUCCCCCACCUGACAAAACUCCUGAAGCAGACCCCCUGGGCGCCCUUCCCCAAGGCCCCCACGCGCUACGCCCGCCAGGUGGACUGGUGGGCGUACCUAUUUAACUGCACCAUCGUGCUCGUGUGGGACACGCUCUUCUUCAUCCCGGCUGCCAUCAUGUCGAUCUUCUCACACAUCAUCGCGCCGAUUGUAACCAGCUCCAUACAGAACAUGAUUGUCACGAUCAGCUUCGGGUUGUCUCCAGGGGAUUUGAACCACGCCUACAUCUAUGUGGACGAGCACCUGGAGAUGGACCGUGUGACGCAACCAGUUGACCACUGGAACGUGCAGAAACUCUUGGCUGAAGCCAAGACAAAGUCUCUCAAGGGCGAGCUCAUGCCCGGCUAUGAGGACGACACCGUGGAGCAGCCCGAAUGGCUGGGACCCGUGCUGGACUCCCCCAGCGGCUGCGCUGCGCGCUCACCGCUUCGCAAUGGUGGUGGUGGUAGUGAUGGCGGGUGUGAUACCGAUGGUGGUGGGGCUGCUGCUGCUGCUGCAGUGAUCAAAUCUCCCACGCGCAUAGGAGCCAGCUCGCAGGAAGGCACAUGUAUCUGUGACGAACCACAAGAAGCAGCGGCAGCAGCAGCGGCAGCAGCAGCAGCAGCAGGGGGAAGUGGUGCUGUGGUGAAUCGCACAAAGCGUGAGGGGGGUGUAUUCCGAAAGAGAAGGACCUUUCGAGACUUGCUGCGGAGGCGGACAGCAAGUGAGAGGGGCAUGAAAGGAGCCAAGGGGGGAGUGACCCUGGCAGCUGUAGCAGAAGCAGCAGUGGCUGUUGCGAGUGCGGCUGGAAACGUGAGGGAGGGAAGCGAUGUGUGUGGGGAAGAAGCUGCUGCCGAACCAACUGGUUCGGCGACAUCUGGUUCAGUUUCAUCUAGUUUGCCUGCAUCUGAUUCCACUCCUGCUAGUGCAACUGAUCCUUCUGCUUCCGGCACUUCAAGCACCGAAGAAUCAAACCCCUCUGAAAGCCCGGAGAAGCCCAAAGAACCGAGGGAGAAGCUAGCAUACGAGUUUCUGUGGGACGACAGGGAGCUCGCCGUCUUGGCAGAGCAGUCCCACACGUUCCAGCGGCUCAAGUCCCAGAUGCACACCAUCGGCCGCAACCCGCGCAUGAGUGAGCACGAGUUCGAGCGGCAGCUGAAGCAGCAGUGCGUGAUGAUCAAGGAACGUGUGGGCGAGCUGACGGGGCGCUUUGACCUCAACCACGGCGCGUACUUCCGCGACCCGCGCAUCCUGCGAGUGAUAGCGCACUUCAUUGAGAAGAGGGAGCUGCCCGAGUGGUCCAAGGACAUGGAUGGGGAUAUUUGGAGGUGGAAUGAGCGCGUGAACUCUCUACACUCUAUGCAUCUGCUGCAGAUGUCGAUGGGCAGUGGAAGGGCGGGAGGGGGGGGGUUGGGAGCGUGGGGAGGAUUGGGAGGAGAGGAAGGAGGAAGGGAGGGAGGAGGGAAGGAGGGAGCCGAGGGGUCGCUGGGGUCGGGGAGCUUCAGCAGCAGCAGCCAUCCCAAGAGUAAGGCAGUGAGCUUCAGUGUUCACCGUGUGUCUCUCCCUAACCUGAAUGCUGAGGGUGGACGAGCAGGGGAAGGCAGGGCAAGACGGACGAGUGAGAGUGAGAGUGAGAGAGUGAGGGUGGAGAGCCGUGGGGAUGAGAAGGUGGGUGCGAUGCUGCGCUCGCGCUCCACUCGCAUUUAGGGUGCAUGGUCAGGUGAUGGUCCGACGGAGGGUGCUGCAGAGAAGUGGGGAGGGAGGAUCUGCAUAUCUACUACAACUAUAGUAGUCUUAGGUACUUGACAUUAUAA